GAGUGCGUAGUUUGCGAUAGUCAAAUAUUUUGUUUACACACAUAAUAGAGCAGACAGACGAUGGUUCUUUAUUUCUCUCUCUUGGUUACAGUUCCACGCUUCGUUUGUUCCUUUUCUCGUUAGUCAUACUCUCCUUUUCUUUCUUUUUUGGGUCUUUGUAACCCUAAAAAUAUUUCCUUUUUUUUUUUAAAUAAAGAGAGUUUGUAAAAAAAAAAAAAAAACUGAAAAAAUCGAGCGUCAAGGAGUGAGUGGGUAUGGUAGAAUUUUGUGAAGCGGUUGCAUGAGGAGAAGAGAAGUACGUUUGGGGAAUUGAAAUUGAAGAAUCUGCGGACGACAUGGCCACCACGGAGUUGCAGAUGAGCCCUCAAUUGGAGCAGAUCCAUGGUGAAAUUCGCGAUAAUUUUCGUGCUCUUUCAAAUGGCUUCCAGAGGCUGGAUAAGAUCAAAGAUUCCAAUAGGCAAAGCAAACAGCUGGAAGAGCUCACUGCCAAGAUGAGGGAAUGCAAAAGAUUAAUCAAGGAGUUUGAUCGUGAAAUUAAAGAUGAGGAAAGCAGAAAUCCUCCUGAAGUGAAUAAGCAACUCAAUGAUGAGAAGCAGUCUAUGAUCAAAGAACUGAAUUCCUAUGUGGCAUUUAGGAAAACAUACAUGAAUACCCAUGGUAACAAGAAAAUUGAACUCUUUGAUAUGGGAGCUGGAGUCAGUGACCCUACAGCAGAUGAUAAUGUUAAAGUGGCAUCGUCAAUGUCAAAUCAAGAGCUUGUUGAUCAUGGGAUGAAAACAAUGGAUGAGACUGAUCAGGCCAUUGAACGCACAAAAAAGGUUGUUGAACAAACAGUUGAAGUAGGAACCCAAACUGCUGUUACCCUAAAGGGUCAAACUGAACAAAUGGGCCGUAUUGUAAAUGAGCUGGAUACAAUUCAGUUCUCAAUUAAAAAGGCAUCCCAGCUGGUGAAGGAGAUUGGUAGGCAGGUGGCCACUGAUAAAUGCAUCAUGCUAUUUCUAUUUCUUAUCGUUUGCGGUGUUAUAGCUAUCAUAGUUGUGAAGAUUGUCAAUCCAAACAACAAAGAUAUCAGAGAUAUUCCUGGAUUGGCACCUCCAGCACCUUCAAGGAGAUUGUUAUAUCUAAGGGACCUGCAAUAAAGAGUUGGUCAAUUCAAUCAAGGCAGAGGUUUCCACGUAUGCUCUAGUGGAUGAGAGUGGGAAUUUUCGAAAGGUACUGUUCUUUUGAGGGAUGUAUCGAUUUUUUUCUCUCUCCAAUUUUUAUCAUGGAUUUCUUGCCUGAGGGUUGUCUUUGUAAAUCAUGUUGGAGCAGUUAUUGAAUUAUUUGGAAUGAGAUGCCCUGCUUCUUUCGAUGAAACUUUUGAAUAUGUCGUGGUGUUAGAAAUAACAAACUCAACUCUGAUGUGAAUUCCA
Durio zibethinus is the source of this 1412-nucleotide messenger RNA. RefSeq names its product Putative plant snare 13 (gene NPSN13). Gene Ontology annotation, biological process: vesicle fusion. The record is from RefSeq and is a predicted model, not a curated record. Lineage: Eukaryota; Viridiplantae; Streptophyta; Magnoliopsida; Malvales; Malvaceae. Gene Ontology annotation, molecular function: SNAP receptor activity; SNARE binding. Gene Ontology annotation, cellular component: SNARE complex; Golgi apparatus; endoplasmic reticulum membrane.